AUGGGCCAGGCUUCUUCUUCCUCUUGUUCCUCUGUUUCACCAUCCUGUUCUGCAACGACCCAUCCUGCAACUGAGGGCGAAUCCACCAACGCAGACCUCACCCUCCUCCUCCCGGACGAGUGCCUCGCCACCAUUUUCUCCAAGCUCGGCUGCGAGGACCGGAACGCCUCUUCCCUUGCCUGCCGCCGGUGGAAAGCCGUCGAAUCGAAAUGCCGACAGCGCCUCAUCCUUCGCGCCCGUUCCGACCUCUCCCCCUUCCUUCCUCACCUCCUCCUUCGUUUCGAGAACGUCUCCAUCCUCGCCCUCAAGUGCUCCCGGAAGCUCAUCUCCCUCGACGACCGGGCUCUCGCCCGUAUAGCUUCCGGCCUCCCGCGCCUUAAGAAACUGAAGCUGAAGGGCUGCGUGGAGAUCACAGACGACGGCCUCCGAUCCUUCUCCCUCUCCUGCUCGCCAUCUCUGAAGAAAUUCUCUUGUGGGUCUUGCGGGUUCGGUGUCCGCGGCCUCAAUUGGAUCGUCUCCAACUGCAAAGGGCUCGAGGAUCUUUCCGUUAAGCGUCUCCGAAAACUCGACCUCCAACCCCAGUCGCACGCCGCCACCAUGGAGGUGGAGAACGGCUUGCAGAGGCUCUGCCUCAAGGAUCUCCACAAUGGGCAGCUCUUCUCGCCGCUCAUCCGGUCUUCCAAGCGCCUUCGGACACUUAUUGUCUGCCGGAGUGCCGGGGACUGGGACCGGAUCUUCGAGGAGACGGCCGACGCCCUCACUGAGCUCACCGAGCUACAGAUCGACAAUGUGCAAUUGGGGGACUGGGGUCUCUCAGCGGUCUCAAAAUGCCGGAGUUUGGAGGUGCUAUUCAUCAGCCGGGCGACUGAUUGCACCGAUGCUGGGAUCUCGGCCGUCGCAAACGGGUGCAGGAAGCUAAGGAAGAUCCAUUUGGAUGGUUGUAAAUUCAAUCGUAUCGGCGACAAUGGCCUGGCCUCAAUCGCUGCCAAGUGCUUGGAUUUGCAGGAAAUUCUGUUAAUGGGGGUUGCUGUGAGUGCUGCCGGGUUGAAUUCAUUGGCAGAGAACUGCCGGAACUUGGAGAGGAUGGCGCUCUGCAAUACUGAUUCCGUCGGGGAUGCGGAGAUGCUAUGUGUUGCAGAGAAAUUUGGGGCUCUGAGAAAGCUGUGCGUGAAGAAUUGCCCCAUCACCGAUUCCGGGAUCGAGGUGAUCGGAUGGGGGUGUCCCAAUCUGAUCAAAUUGAAGGUGAAGAGAUGUCGAUCGGUCACAAAGGCCAGUAUCUGCUGGUUGAAAUUGCAUCGAAGGGGGCUUGUUGUAUCCAUGGAUGCAGGUUCAAUGACCGGAGGUAGGGAGGAAGAAGCUGCGGCACAGGAAGGUGUAGAUGGUGGUGGGCAUGGUAGAAGCAGGAGGGUCACCUCUUCGGCUACUCACUUGGUUUGUGGUAGUAAAGGGACGAUGGUUCUCAGGUCUAAGUUGAGCAGCGCUGCUUCAGUAUUAUUGGUCAAGAGGGGAAGUGGGUCUUCUUCCACCUCUCAUACUGCACAUAGAUGA
Messenger RNA from Nymphaea colorata (pocket water lily), 1548 nucleotides. RefSeq names its product putative F-box/LRR-repeat protein 8. The transcript has a single exon. The coding region runs from base 1 to 1548 and encodes 515 amino acids. Lineage: Eukaryota; Viridiplantae; Streptophyta; Magnoliopsida; Nymphaeales; Nymphaeaceae. Gene Ontology annotation, biological process: SCF-dependent proteasomal ubiquitin-dependent protein catabolic process. The record is from RefSeq and is a predicted model, not a curated record. Gene Ontology annotation, cellular component: SCF ubiquitin ligase complex. Gene Ontology annotation, molecular function: protein binding.